AAAAAAGAAAGUUUUUCUCUUCUUCCUCCUCCAUUCCUUGGAUACAAAAUGCCAAUGCCGAUGCGAACGAUGCUGCUCCGCCACCUUAGUCCCCCCUCCGCCGUGCCCAAUCCCCGGCGCUCCUCCGCCUCCUCGCCGCAGCGGAUACCGGCGAGGGCCCGGCCACCGCCGCUGCAUUCCGCCCGCGCCACCGCGCUCCGGGCCCGGCGGAGGACGCCCAUGGCGGUAGGGGAGACCGGCGCCUCCGUCUCCGCCGCCGAGGCCGAGGCCGAGGCCACCCAGGCGUUCAUGCCGGACGCCAGGGCGUACUGGGUGACGAGCGACCUCAUCGCCUGGAACGUCGGCGAGCUGGAAGCGCAGUCCGUCUGCCUGUACGCCAGCAGAGCCGCCGCGAUGAGCCUCUCGCCGUCGAAUGGCGGCAUCCAAGGCUACGACUCCAAGGUUGAGCUGCAACCGGAGAGCGCCGGGCUCCCGGAAACCGUGACCCAGAAGUUCCCUUUCAUCAGCAGUUACAGAGCGUUCAGAGUUCCGGGCUCUGUCGACGUCGCCAGCCUUGUGAAAUGCCAACUGGUCGUCGCUUCUUUCGGCGCUGACGGGAAACACGUAGAUGUUACUGGACUGCAAUUACCCGGCGUGCUGGAUGACAUGUUCGCGUACACGGGACCGCUCGGUGCGGUUUUCAGCGAGGACUCUGUGAGCCUGCACCUUUGGGCUCCUACAGCACAGGGCGUGAGCGUGUGCUUCUUUGAUGGUCCAGCAGGCCCUGCGCUAGAGACGGUGCAGCUCAAGGAGUCAAAUGGUGUUUGGAGUGUCACUGGACCAAGAGAGUGGGAAAACCGGUACUAUUUGUAUGAAGUUGACGUGUAUCAUCCAACAAAGGCGCAGGUUCUGAAAUGUUUAGCUGGCGACCCUUAUGCUAGAGGCCUUUCUGCAAAUGGAGCGCGCACCUGGUUGGUUGAUAUUAACAAUGAGACAUUGAAGCCGGCUUCGUGGGAUGAAUUGGCUGAUGAGAAGCCAAAACUUGAUUCCUUCUCUGACAUAACCAUCUAUGAAUUGCACAUUCGUGAUUUUAGCGCCCACGAUGGCACAGUGGACAGUGACUCUCGUGGAGGAUUUCGUGCAUUUGCAUAUCAGGCCUCGGCAGGAAUGGAGCACCUACGGAAAUUAUCUGAUGCUGGUUUGACUCAUGUGCAUUUGUUGCCAAGCUUUCAUUUUGCUGGCGUUGACGACAUUAAGAGCAACUGGAAAUUUGUUGAUGAGUGUGAACUAGCAACAUUCCCUCCAGGGUCAGAUAUGCAACAAGCAGCAGUAGUAGCUAUUCAGGAAGAGGACCCUUAUAAUUGGGGGUAUAACCCUGUGCUCUGGGGGGUUCCAAAAGGAAGCUAUGCAAGUGACCCUGAUGGCCCGAGUCGAAUUAUUGAAUAUCGUCAGAUGGUCCAGGCCCUCAAUCGCAUAGGUCUUCGUGUUGUCAUGGAUGUUGUAUACAAUCAUCUAGACUCAAGUGGCCCCUGCGGUAUCAGCUCAGUGCUUGACAAGAUUGUUCCUGGGUACUAUGUUAGAAGGGAUACUAAUGGCCAGAUUGAGAACAGUGCAGCUAUGAACAAUACAGCAAGUGAGCAUUUCAUGGUUGAUAGGUUAAUCGUGGAUGACCUUUUGAACUGGGCAGUAAACUACAAAGUUGACGGGUUCAGAUUUGAUCUUAUGGGCCAUAUCAUGAAACGCACAAUGAUGAGAGCAAAAUCUGCUCUUCAAAGCCUUACAACAGAUGCACAUGGAGUUGAUGGUUCAAAAAUAUACUUGUAUGGUGAAGGAUGGGACUUCGCUGAAGUUGCACGCAAUCAACGUGGAAUAAAUGGGUCCCAGCUUAAUAUGAGUGGAACGGGGAUUGGUAGCUUCAAUGAUAGAAUCCGGGAUGCUAUUAAUGGGGGUAAUCCCUUUGGUAAUCCGCUCCAGCAAGGCUUCAAUACUGGUCUGUUCUUAGAGCCGAAUGGGUUUUAUCAGGGCAAUGAAGCAGAUACCAGGCGCUCGCUCGCUACUUAUGCUGACCAAAUACAGAUUGGACUAGCUGGUAAUCUGAGGGAUUAUGUACUAAUAUCUCAUACUGGAGAAGCUAAGAAGGGAUCAGAAAUUCACACUUUUGAUGGAUUACCAGUAGGCUAUACUGCGUCCCCAAUAGAAACGAUAAACUAUGUUUCUGCUCAUGACAAUGAGACUCUAUUUGAUGUUAUCAGUGUGAAGACCCCAAUGAUCCUUUCAGUUGAUGAGAGAUGCAGGAUAAAUCAUUUGGCCUCCAGCAUGAUGGCAUUAUCCCAGGGAAUACCCUUCUUCCACGCUGGUGACGAGAUACUAAGAUCUAAGUCCAUCGACCGAGAUUCAUAUAACUCUGGUGAUUGGUUUAACAAGCUUGAUUUUACCUAUGAAACAAACAAUUGGGGUGUUGGGCUUCCUCCAAGUGAAAAGAACGAAGAUAAUUGGCCCCUGAUGAAACCAAGAUUGGAAAAUCCGUCUUUUAAACCUGCAAAAGGACACAUUCUUGCUGCCCUAGACAGUUUUGUUGACAUCUUGGAGAUCAGAUACUCAUCUCCACUUUUUCGUCUCAGUACAGCAAAUGACAUUAAGCAAAGGGUACGCUUUCACAACACAGGGCCCUCCUUAGUCCCAGGUGUUAUUGUCAUGGGCAUUGAAGAUGCACGAGGUGAGAGCCCCGAGAUGGCUCAAUUAGACACGAACUUCUCUUAUGUCGUAACCGUCUUCAAUGUGUGUCCGCACGAAGUGUCCAUGGAUAUCCCCGCUCUCGCUUCGAUGGGGUUUGAACUGCAUCCUGUGCAGGUGAAUUCAUCAGAUACUUUGGUGAGGAAAUCUGCGUACGAGUCCGCGACGGGCAGGUUCACCGUGCCCGGAAGAACCGUGUCAGUCUUUGUCGAACCUCGGUGUUGAUGCCUCCUCUGUUUCGACACGAGGAUCUGUUCUACAAGUUGUCGAAGCAACCGAAGAUCUUUCUGUUUUUGUGUUGAAGUAAAUAAUAAAUGAAGAAUAAGGGAGGAGAGGCGCUGCUGCCUGCCAGAUUACACUGCUGAAGGAACAAACCCAAGAAUAAGAAGGUUGGCUUAUGUAUAUGUAUAGUGUCCAAGCUGCCUAGUCAUGGCUUUUUUUUUUAUCCAUUUUGAUUUUAUAUAUCAAAAGGAAAAGACAUAUAGCGUGUUAUAAGUAUUGUAUAUGUAUGUGGUAAACAAAUUUCGCAAAAAUGUAUGUGUUAAACAAGGAUGCAUAAUGAUUUUGUACUGUACUCUCUUUUA
Molecule: messenger RNA, 3296 nt
Organism: Hordeum vulgare subsp. vulgare (domesticated barley)
Lineage: Eukaryota; Viridiplantae; Streptophyta; Magnoliopsida; Poales; Poaceae
Product: pullulanase 1, chloroplastic
Exons: 27
Coding region: 49-2937 (962 amino acids)
Biological process (GO): carbohydrate metabolic process
Molecular function (GO): pullulanase activity
Source: RefSeq, a predicted model, not a curated record